Molecule: messenger RNA, 497 nt
Organism: Abrus precatorius (Indian licorice)
Lineage: Eukaryota; Viridiplantae; Streptophyta; Magnoliopsida; Fabales; Fabaceae
Exons: 1
Coding region: 16-372 (118 amino acids)
Source: RefSeq, a predicted model, not a curated record
CUCUUUCUCUCUCUAAUGGCAAACACACUCACGUUUUUCCGACCCGCGAUGAUGGUCCGGGCCUCCGCUGUUCCUUCCGGGAAGCCCGAGCCGAACAACAGAAAGCCCGGUUCUUCCAAUUGGUGGGCUCCGUUGUUCGGGUGGCCCACGGAUCCAGACUACAUCGGGAGCCCCAAUUCAUCUCAUAAAGUGGAUCCGGAUCGGGAACUGGGCCGGCUCAGAUCCAAGUUCACACCCGGGUGCUUCACGGAGGAAAAGGCAAGAGAACUGCGGAGGAAGACCAUGGAAACGUCGUCGUUUCAUGACCUAAUGUACCACUCCGCUAUUGCGUCCAGACUCGCCUCUGAUGUUUCCGAAGGGUACGAGAAAUAGAAGCUUAAGCUUCGCAUGUUUCUAAUUCGUCGAUUUUAACAUUUUCUACCUAAUUUGUGCUUAGUUAUCGUUAAUUUUCUUUUUAAUGUCCUUCAACUUUGAACAAUUAGCAUGUCAAUCGUUUG